GUUUGAGUCUGGCAAGGGAGGAAGAGCACAUCAUACUAUAUAGGAACUCCAAUUCAUCAUACGGCAGGCAUUGACAACAAUAUUGCUUUAAUAUAAUUCUCGUACACCACCCUUCUGCAUUUUUGGCAAGUUUAUUGAACGAUCCUCAAAGAGGUAUACGUGUGAUUUGUGAGUGGCGCAAAAAUAACCGCCGUCAUGGUGUGAAGUCAAAGAAGGUGAAAAUUGAGAUUUCGGCUAAAAGAAUAGAAAAAAAGUAUGGGAAGUUAUAUUUGGUGGAAUAAGUUUGUUGAUCAUCAAUGAAAAGUGAAUGAUGGUGCUUGUGGGGUAAAAAGGAGAAGAAAAUUAAUGUGUAUGAGUACACACAGAGAAAUAAGGAAGUGCCGAAAGUGUAUGAUUGAAGAGCCAAAAACAGAAUACAUAAUUGCACCUGACAAUUUAAUACUUUCUUUAUGGCUUCCACGCCGGGAUUCAACUGGUUAUCGUGUAACUUAUCAAAGGUUGGGUGAUAUUGAAUGUGAGAUUUCGUACAUAAAUUAAGUGGACCUCUUUGGAAAUAAUUUAAAAUUUCAGAUAUGAAAGGGUGGAAAUUUUUUUGUAAGUGUAAUCGCUUCCACGGAGUUGAAGAAAAAUAAUCCCUGGAAAACAGACUUCCAAGUGGUAAAAAAAGCUAAAAAAGCUACAAGAAUAGAAUUUGCUGUGCAAAACACAAUAAGAGUGAAAAAAAAGCUGUAGAGAAUCCAGCAGAUUUGAGGCAACAAAAAAGGAUUCUUUCUAGCAUGAUGAAAUUGAGAAAGUGACUUUUUGUCAAGCAUACACAAGGGAUGACAAAAGUCUGCAAUAUGAAGCGAUAAAGUGGGGGUGAGAUGGAAAUUUAUCGUGAAAUAAAAGACAUUCAAAUCAAUAUUUUGAAUCCAAAGCGUGUUCCGGAUGGCGAAUUUUUCUUAUCUUUUGCCACCACACAAUAAAAAGAAACACCUAUGACAAUUUGCAAGACAAUAUUAUAUAAGAAUUUGUGUAAUAUUUAGAAAAAAAAUCGAUUGAUAAUUAUAAAUUGGAAAAAAAAUUGUGGAACACUCGUGAUUUUCUUUAUGAAAUAAAAUUGUACUUUAAAGUGGACUAUUUUUAGCUGUUCCUCUAUCAAUGGAUUGUGAUUACUCAAAGUUAUUCUAUGCUAAACAUAGUGUCGUUGGAACCGCCACCAUAACGUCUCCGUGGACACCAGUUAGUGCCGGUCCAUUGGGACCGGCCGACACAAAUGGCGCAGGCUCAGACUCAAAGCACUUGGAUGUUGGAGAUAUGAGCGAUGACGAAAAGGAUCUGUCGUCGGCCGAUGCUGAGGGUGUUUGGAGUCCAGACAUAGAACAGAGCUUCCAAGAAGCUCUAGCUAUAUAUCCACCAUGUGGAAGACGAAAAAUUAUCCUGUCCGACGAAGGAAAGAUGUACGGCCGAAAUGAACUGAUAGCCCGCUAUAUAAAAUUACGGACAGGAAAAACAAGAACACGGAAGCAAGUUAGUUCACACAUUCAAGUUUUGGCGCGAAGACGACUGCGAGAAGUUCAGGCAAAAUUGAAAGUGCAAUUUUGGCAGCCAGGCUUGCAAGCUGGAACUUCGCAAGAUAUCAAGCCCUUCGCCCAGCCACCCUAUCCAACUGGAAAACCAUCUGCAACAGCAGUAUCAGCUCCUGUUGAAAGUGGACUCCAGACCGCCCUGCCACCCCCAUGGGAAGGAAGAGCAAUUGCCACCCAAAAAUUUCGAAUGUUGGAAUUUUCGGCGUACAUGGAACUUCAUCGCGACGAGACAUAUCACAAACAUCUCUUUGUUCAUAUAAGUGGACAACCAACAUAUUCGGAUCCACUCUUAGAGUCAGUGGAUAUUAAACAAAUCUACGAUAAGUUCCCGGAGAAGAAGGGAGGCCUUAAGGAAUUGUAUGAAAAGGGUCCACAAAAUGCAUUCUUCCUAGUUAAGUUUUGGGCAGAUCUCAAUACAAAUGUUCAAGAUGAAACGGGUGCCUUCUACGGUGUUACCAGCCAAUAUGAAAGUAAUGAAAAUAUGGUGAUCACCUGUUCAACAAAGGUGUGCUCAUUUGGCAAGCAAGUGGUGGAAAAGGUGGAAACGGAAUACUCACGGCUGGAAAAUGGACGUUUCGUGUAUCGCAUCCAUAGGUCACCAAUGUGUGAAUAUAUGAUAAAUUUCAUCCUCAAGCUGAAACAUUUGCCCGAGAAGUACAUGAUGAACAGUGUUCUUGAGAAUUUUACUAUACUUCAGGUGGUAUCAAACAAAGAGACACAAGAGACACUUUUGUGUACAGCGUACGUCUUUGAGGUGUCAUCGAGCAAUCAUGGAGCGCAACAUCAUAUCUACCGCCUCAUGAAGGAAUAGCCAAUCGACCGUGAAAAAGGGGGUGAGUGUGAUGAUGGUAGGAUUAAAAUGGAAAAUGAUAUUUAAUAUCAGCAAUAGCAGCGACACUCUUCUACUUUCCCAUGGUUUUGUUUUUCACGCCAGAAAAACUGUAAAUCCUCCCCAGUUUAUUAUUUUAAAUUUUUAAAAUUGCGUUUCAAUAUCACGCAAAAAAAAUUUUUUUUCAUUCAAUUUCGUCCUUUUUAUUUAUUUACCUGUGGCAAUAAAAACAAUUAAAGUACA
Molecule: messenger RNA, 2640 nt
Organism: Lutzomyia longipalpis
Lineage: Eukaryota; Metazoa; Arthropoda; Insecta; Diptera; Psychodidae
Gene: scalloped
Product: protein scalloped
Exons: 9
Coding region: 1141-2379 (412 amino acids)
Biological process (GO): regulation of transcription by RNA polymerase II; embryonic organ development; hippo signaling
Cellular component (GO): transcription regulator complex
Molecular function (GO): DNA-binding transcription factor activity, RNA polymerase II-specific; RNA polymerase II cis-regulatory region sequence-specific DNA binding
Source: RefSeq, a predicted model, not a curated record